Messenger RNA from Labeo rohita (rohu), 5082 nucleotides. It is a transcript of the gene eda, whose product is annotated as ectodysplasin A. Gene Ontology annotation, cellular component: membrane. Gene Ontology annotation, biological process: animal organ development; immune response. The transcript is spliced from 8 exons. The record is from RefSeq and is a predicted model, not a curated record. Gene Ontology annotation, molecular function: tumor necrosis factor receptor binding; death receptor agonist activity; death receptor binding. NCBI's taxonomy places the organism in Eukaryota, Metazoa, Chordata, Actinopteri, Cypriniformes, Cyprinidae. Bases 117 to 1199 code for a protein of 360 amino acids.
AUCCUCGCAGUCCGAGGUCAGGAAGCCAGAUGAGCCCGCAGAGAAGCGCUUGCUCACCGCGACCAGUCCAAGCCAAAAGUCGCUGAGAGGACGAGGAAGUUCGGUAUGCAGAAGCAAUGAUGACCGACCUGCACGCAGCCAUGGUACCGAAGCGCGAACCGGUGAAGUUAGAGGAGCCAGAGCGCACGCAGGCGGCGUGUGAGUGCAAAAGCCAAUGCAACAACUGCAAAAUCUUCCUGAGUUUGUUCAUCCUCUCGCUCUCUCUGCACCUCGUCACGCUCUUCUGCUACCUGGACCUGCGCUCGGAGCUCAAACGAGAAAUAUCCCAGAAAAACAAAGAUGAGGUGUCAUCAACGGGGCCAGCACCGCACUAUGAAGCCACAGCGCCAGUGCUCCGGUUACCGGACACCGACCACCCAACAAUAGACGACCAGAGCAGAUGGAGGGAUGAACACACAAGAGGGCUGGAGAGAGUCAUUCAUCGUACCAAACGUUCAGAUACAAAUGGAAAAAAGAAAGGAGAGCGGAAAAAGGGCAAGAAAGGACCCCCUGGCGCUCCUGGACCUCCAGGCCCACCUGGUCCGCAAGGUCCACCUGGAAUACCAGGGAUCCCGGGAAUCCCGGGCAGUAAUGCGAUGGGUCCCUCUGGCCCACCUGGACCUCCUGGUCCCGCAGGGCCACCUGGGCCACAAGGUCCACCUGGACCACAGGGACCUUCAGGUGGCGCUGAAAAAGCCAAACACAGAGAGACACAGCCAGCUGUGGUGCAUCUGCAAGGUCAGGAAACGACUAUCCAGGUGAAAGAAGAUUUGUCAGAAGGUGUGUUGAAAAAUUGGAGAAUGAUCUCAAUCCAUCAGAGAGUGUUUAAAAUGCACUCGCGCUCUGGAGAGCUGGAAGUCCUUCUUGACGGAACAUACUUUAUAUAUAGUCAGGUAGAAGUAUAUUACCUGAACUUCACGGACAUAGCGAGUUACGAGGUGAUGGUUGAUAAGACUCCAUUCUUGCGCUGCACACGAAGCAUCGAGACCGGCCAGCGCAAGUUCAACACCUGCUACACCGCGGGCGUGUGUUUGUUGCGAGCCCGCCAGAGGAUCUCCAUCCGCAUGGUGUACGAGGACACCUCCAUCUCAAUGAGCAACCACACCACCUUCCUCGGCAGCAUCCGUCUAGGGGACGCCCCGGCUGCUGGACACACCUGAGCAUACAGGUCGACCCCAUCAGACACACAGAUCACGCUGAUGAGCUCACAGACCACGCCCACUGAACUCAACUGAGCCAGUACGUCUCAUUAGCACCGCCCCAAGGACACAGAGCCAGCAAUUUACGAACGAACUGGCUCAUCUACAUAUCCGCCGAGCGUCAGGCAAAUGUGACUAUGUUGCACUGACAUAAAGAUCCAAUUCACUCUGAGCACUGAAACAGCCUCCAUCAUUCCUCAAACAUUAGCCAUAUCACACAAAUUUAAUCAACAGACUGGCUUCCUGGUGAAUAACCAGCAUGCAUUGUGUUUCAGCCAUUCUAGCAGUUCUGGUUUGUGCGACUGGAUGAGCUCGGCGCCCUUACAGCUGCUGUGUGUAUGUGGUAUCUGGCACAUGUGGCACAGGGAGGAAGUGCACCUGCAUUGAUUGCAGUGACUGGAACUGCAAAAGGAGUGAGAUGCUCUAUUCAUUCAAUUCACCGGUAGCAACCUGCUCAUAACAGACACUCACUACAAUAGAUUCAACACCACAUAAAUAGUGAACCUGUGUACUAUUCUAUUAAGCACUGAUAAUGGCAAUGUAUAAAACAGAAUAUCUAUGUUCAGUUAUCUCUAAUGCAGUCAAGAUACCCUAAUAUGAAGUCACGAAAUUUACAGUUUUAUGGUUCUUUGCUCUUUACCUGUCAUUACCUGUGGGGGAAACGUAGUGUAUGCACAUGCCAGUAGUUCAGGCACUGAAAUUGAUGUUACUCCAUGGUUUUUAGUGCCCUCUUCAACAUCAUUCUAAAAAUGCAAUACAAUACCAUAUGUCUCCUGUAGGGGACAGUAGUGCUUCUCUAUAGCAAAUGUAGCACUGACAAAUUUGGCUGUGUUUGGAAUAGAAUACUGUUGUACUACUGUUACUUUUGCUACAGUAUAUAGUAUGCAUGCUGUAUACUAGUAUAUUACUAAUACUAUACUACACUACCGUUUAGAAGUUUGGGUCAGUUUUAAAGGAAUAGUUCUCCCAAAAAUAAAAAUUCUGUAAAUAAUUACUCACCCUCAGUGUUGGGGGUAACGCACUACAAGUAACACGAGUUACGUAAUAUUAUUACUUUUUCCAAGUAGCUUGUAAAGUAACGCAUUACUUUUUCAAAUAAGUAACGCCAGUUUCUUUUCCCCCCAUUUAUUGAUUAAAAGCUCUCCUAUCCCCAUGUUGAGAGAAAUUGGCAGUAAGAUGUUAGUUCUAGACUAAAUGUGAACAUGCAUUAAUUCAUGUCACUCACAAAGAACAGAUUCAGUAUUCCUCAAAAUGAAUAAAAACAGUGAAAUUCAACUCUGAAUAUGAUGCAAACCUGCAAUAAUUAAAUAUGUUAAAUAAUACAAAUACCCUUUAAGCAUUUAAUACCAUUUUACUAACCAAAUGUCUCUGCUGCCAACCUUCGAUGAUGCAAUUCAACCAUAUUAAUAAGCAAAAAUUACUUUAGAUAAACUAACAUUUGUUUUCCUUUUUUUUUUUUUUCUUGCUGAAGUGUUGAUUUUUUUUUUUUUUUUUUCUUCUGCAGUCUACUGUACAGACGUAAAUUCACUUUUCUCAAAGCCUGAAGGUUUUGGUGUGAAAAGGCUUUUACAUUUACCAAAUAUAGAACUUUUAAUAUUAAAAGCAAACAAGCAAGAUUUAAAAAGUAACGCAUUACUUUCCAUAAAAAGUAAUGUAAUUAGUUACUUUUUUAGGGAGUAACUCAGUAUUGUAAUGCAUUACAUUUAAAAGUAACUUUCCCCAACACUGCUCACCCUCAUGUUGUUCCAAACCUAAGACUUGGGUUCAUCUUCGUAACACAAAUAAAGAUAUUUUUGAUUAAAUCUGAGAGCUUUCUGACCCUUCAUAGACAGCAAUGCAACUACCAUGUUCAAGGCACAGAAAGGUAGUAAGGACUGAAACAGUCCAUGUGACAUCAGUGGUUCAAAGUUAAUUUGAUGAAGCUACAAGAAUACUUUUUGUGCACAAAGAAAACAAAAAUAACCACUUCAUUCAACCAUUUCUUCUCUUCUGUGUCAGUCUUUGUCCCUCGUUCACGAGAGUAACACAACACAUCUCUUAGCUUCAUAACAUUAAGGUUGCACUGAUGUCAGAUUGACUAUUUUAACAAUGUCCUUAUACUAACUUUCUGGGCCUUGAAUGUGUCAGUUGUGUUGUUGUCUAUGCAGGGUCCAAAAGCUCUUGGAUUUCAUCAAAAAUAUCUUAAUUUGUGUUCUGAAGAUGUACAAAGGAUUUUUGGGUUUGGAACGACAUGAGAGUGAGUAAUUAAUGACAGAAUUUUUAUUAUUGGGUGAACUAUCUCUUUGAUCAAAAGUGACAGCAAAUACAUUUAUAAUGUUACAACAGAUUUCUAUUUCAAAAGAAUAAUAUUCUUUUGAACUUCCUGUUAUUCAUCAAAGAAUCCUUUGUAUAACCGUUUCCACAAAAAUAUUAAGCAGCUGUUUUGAUAAUACACUGAUAAGAAAUGUUUUUGGGCCCAACUGAUUGACACAAUUAAAGGAACAUGUGACACAGAGUUUAGCUUUGAAUAAAAUCACAUUUUUAAAAUAUUAUAGUUAUUAAUAAUUAUUAUUAUUUUCAAAUUUAAUAAUAAUUCAAAAUAUUAGUUUUGUAAUGUUUUUUUUUUUUUUUUUUUUUACUUCCAGAACAAAAAAUUACGGAUUUGCUCACCCCUUUGUCAUCUAAGAUGUUCAUGCGUUUUUUUUCUUCAUUCGUAAAGAAAUUGUUUUUUGAGGAAAAACAUUUCAGGAUUUCUCUCCAUAUAGUGGACUUUGGUGCCCGUGAGCUCAAACUUCCAAAAUGCAGUUUAAAUGCAGCUUCAAAGGGCUCUAAAUGAUCACAGCCGAGGAGGAAGGGUCUUAUCUAGCGAAAAGAUCGGUUAUUUUCUAAAAAAUGUACAAUUUAUGUACAUUUUAACCUCAAAUGCUAAUUUUGUCUAGUGUGUGCGUAGUCUGUGUAAUCUGGGUCAAUACAGUUAGAGUAUGUCGAAAAACUCCCAUUUUAUUUUCUCCUCAACUUUAAAAUCAUCCUACAUUGCUGCAGAAGUACCCACCCAGUGUUUACAAAGUGAACAUGCAAAGAAGGUCAAUCGUCCUUUACAAAAAAAAGCUAAAACUCAUGGGCCACGCUGAAGUCCUCUAUGUGGAGAACAUUCCUGAAAUGUGUACCUCAAGAAAAAAUUUCCUUACGACUGAAGAAAGAAAGACAUGAACAUCUUGGAUGACAAGAGGGGAGUAAAUUAUCUGUAAAUUUUUGUUCUGGAAGUGAAUUUCUCAUUGAAGUUCAGAAGAGACGUCUCUCAACCCCAAACCUUUAAACAGUAGCGUAUGUACUGAAUACUGCAUCCCACAAAGCCAAAUCCCACAGAUAUCCUCAUUUUUAUGGACAGUUUUACACAAAACCUGAUUUUAAAAGAUCAUAUAAAACAUAAAAGCAUAUAGACACAUAAAACAGUAGGCGGUGUUCAGUAUAUACUGCACAGUAUACAGUAAGUUAGUAUUCCAUUCCAAACAUUUGAGCCUGUCUUUCACUCAAACACAUACUGAUAUAAAUAAUAGCGUCAUGAAUCAGCCCUUGAGAUUUCUCCAGCGCCUGACUGACAGCUCAGGAUUGCGGAUCUGAAUGGGUUGUAGAGAAAACUGAAUUAUGCGAGUGUAGUUCAGUUAAUAGGAAUCAGAUCCCAGAUCCUCACAGUGAGAACAAACUGCUUUAUUGUGUGUUCAAAGGUCUUGGAAUAAAAAGAACCAUGGGAAUUAUCUGGAACCUUCUGAAGAGAGCUGGUAAUCUGCCCUCAGGUUUCCUCUGCAUGUUCUCUCUGUCUCCACAUGGAAAUGUAAAAAAAAAAAAAGAAAGAAAAAAAGGAGAG